Drosophila willistoni is the source of this 738-nucleotide messenger RNA. RefSeq lists its product as uncharacterized. The transcript has 3 exons. NCBI's taxonomy places the organism in Eukaryota, Metazoa, Arthropoda, Insecta, Diptera, Drosophilidae. Bases 62 to 712 code for a protein of 216 amino acids. The record is from RefSeq and is a predicted model, not a curated record.
AAUUCGUAAUUCUGUCUAGUGGCAACGCUGAAAAAUUUCAAACAGCUGUUAUUGUAUCAAAAUGUGUGCAGCGGCUCUUUUACAUAGUACAAAAACAUUAAUUAAUUUUAGAUUAAAUACCGGCUUAGCCAUUAAACGAUUAAUAUGCUCUAGCUCUACGCAAUAUCAAAAGAGAACUUCCAGCGAUGUGGAAAGAAAACUGUUACACAAGGAUAAAUUGCCAGAGAGCAGCUAUCAAUUAAUUUACCGGGCACCCAUUGAAUACUAUGUGACCUGGACGAAAAAUAUAUCUACUUUAACAGUGUCGGUGAUUGGUUUAGUCGCUGCCUAUCAAUUUGCCACAAAUAUGAACUUUAUCAACCUGGCAAGGAAAAUUGACUUGGCCACGCUAGUAUCGCAUGAAACCGAUUUGUAUUUCUUUCUCUCGGGAUUUGUACUGAUCAACCUGGCCAUUCGCAUUUUUGUGGCUAAAUAUCCCUUAAGGAUUUACAAAAGCAAUGACAAAUAUGUUGCUGUUUAUGGCUCUCAGAUGCCGUUGGGCACCGUAAAGCAUUUUUUCAACCGUGGAGAGAUAGCAGAAUACACAAAUUUCUUAAACCCAUGGAGUCAUAUUAUGUUUAAAUUGGGUAACCGCACAUCCAUGCUGUUAAUUGACUAUUUCAAGACGCCUUCUGAGUUUCACAAGCUAUUUGAUGAUCCCAAACAAAAUUGAAUAAAAAUACUUUUUUAAAAACGAAA